AUGGACGGCAUGAACCCGGAACAGUUCAACAAGACGCUCGCUGCCAUCAACGAGAACAUCAACGACGACGAUGGCAAGGAGCUGCUCGUCGCCAUUGCCGCUCUGGUCAUAUCAAUUGUCGCCCUCGUUGCCGCUCUCCUCCAGGUUGCUCAGCAAUACUACGCUUCCGCCGCGGGUUACUCCAGUUGUGGCAGCAAAGUCAUAGGCAAGUGGUCAGAGUCCAAGAAGCGCAUCCUCAAGUUUACCGAGUUCCGCUUCGAGGUCCAAUUCGAAACCCCCGUCAUAUUCUUAUGCCCGCCGAAGAACACAAAGGGUCCCGUCAAAGGCCAGCCCAUCAUCUUCAUUGACGGUUCGGAGAAGAGCUUGCUGGAAAGUCGUUCCGACCCCUUGGGUCCGCCCCAAAAAAUCAUUCAUGGUGUCUCCGAAAAAGAACUGGCCAAGCAAUCGGUCCACACGGCCGACAACGAACGCGCUUCCUGGGUUACGCUUCUAUCCGCUCUGCAGCAGAUGGAAAAGGACUCAAGGGAAUGGCAGAAGAAACAGUAUCUUGAAACUGUCUUCCACAAGCCCCCGAAGGGUUCCAAGGAAUCUACCCAGAUCGCGACUCAAGAGGAAAUGGAUCAGGUACUCCAAGGUGUCAGUGACAAGUACACGUUGACGGUUGCCAUUCAGAAGAAGCUCAGAAGCUGGGACACCAUGCCGGCAAACGUCAAGAAGCCGUAUGCCACCACGACCUGGUGUCAUGUCGUCGAGAUGCUGGCCAUGCUCGGCGUGUACUGGAUUGAAUUCAACAGGACCACCGAUAGAUACCGUGCCGAAGGUAACGGCUACACCGUCACGGGGGAGAAAGUCAGCGACCUUGGCAUCAUGUUCACCUUUCAAGUCUAUGGCCAGAGCCGUUUUGAGAGCAAUCGCGUCAUACCCGUCGACGAGACCAAGGAACUGUGCUUCGGCUUCGUGCCUACCAUUUACAAGUCAAACUCGGACAGUCGACGUCUGAAACUAUCAAACGACGGGCCCAAAGACCUCUCCAUUUUGAACUUUGCCAGUCGACACGAAGUCGCCGAGACGCUGGUCUUGAUCGGAUGCAAUACGAACACGGUCAACUACUUCUCCGACUCUUCGACAGCCCAGGUGUCCCACCUGUUUCCCAUCCCAUUUGAGAUCAUAGGCAUGUUGGGACGGACGCUUCACAUCGAGAGGAGUGCAUUUCGUUUGCUUCCCAACCCGACCCACCACCGAUGGGAUACGAUGAACUUUUCGUUGCCACGGCUGCUGCAUGCGUUCGCUAAACAGAUGGAAACGCUCAGGCGGGGUCAGUUGUCCCCUAGAAUUGUUGGCAAAGCGAUCCGGAAGCAUACCAAAAACAUCCAAGGCAUCAUCACGACCUCCAACCAAGGUGAUUGGCUAAGCCUGCCACUCAUGGAUGCAUUGCACGCAGCCCUGGGCGACAUGGACGAGAUUCUCACGGCGCGGGCCAAGGACAACCGGCCCAGUGUGCUACCCCGGGCCUACUCGACAUUAACCCGGAAGAAUACCGACGUGACAGAAGGCCACACCGAGGUUGCAAUUGAGAGCGCACGGCGUGAGAUGGUGCAGGACGUCCUGCGAAGUCACAUCCAGGAGGUGCUUGCUGGCCUCAACGAGAAACCGGAAAAGGCAACGCAGAAGACUCCGGGCAGCAACGUGUCUCUGGGCACCGAUCCGAAGAAACAACGUCAAUUCGAGGAGAUUGACGCCGCAGCCCCAGAGCUCAAGCAAGAAAAGCUCAUGGAGAUAUACUUUCGCGUGGUGCGGAGGAAGGUAAUCGAGGAGUCGCAAGAGUCGGCCGACAGACGAGAAAUGGUGGGAUUCGGCGGCUUGAAGAAGAGGCAGCAGACCAACUUUAGCACGCGGACGGCCGAGACGAUGGAUGACGACGACGAGCCAGUGGCGCUGUUCAUGUUGGGCGAAGAGCACGUCAGCCACGAGGAUAUCUGGUGUACACUCGUCUUCCGGAUGAUCUGCUGGCUCAUGCUACACGACUUCCACAAGAAGGACGUGCAGGUGUCGACGAAGAGCGAGCUUCUGGGUAGCCGUUUGCCGGUUUACAUCUCUUGA
Molecule: messenger RNA, 2100 nt
Organism: Colletotrichum higginsianum IMI 349063
Lineage: Eukaryota; Fungi; Ascomycota; Sordariomycetes; Glomerellales; Glomerellaceae
Product: Modin
Exons: 2
Coding region: 1-2100 (699 amino acids)
Source: RefSeq, a predicted model, not a curated record